Molecule: messenger RNA, 1039 nt
Organism: Armigeres subalbatus
Lineage: Eukaryota; Metazoa; Arthropoda; Insecta; Diptera; Culicidae
Product: nitric oxide synthase-interacting protein homolog
Exons: 5
Coding region: 108-989 (293 amino acids)
Cellular component (GO): nucleus
Molecular function (GO): ubiquitin protein ligase activity
Source: RefSeq, a predicted model, not a curated record
AAGAGAAUAAUGUCAAAGUGGAAUGUUUUGUUUGUAAACAUCUAACGUUUGGUGCAUUUAAGAGAAAUUUAAUCAACUUUGAUUUGAUUAUUGCAAUUGUUGUUGAGAUGACUCGUCAUGCAAGGAACUGCACUGCCGGAGCGGUUUACACCUAUCACGAGAAAAAGAAAGACGCUGCUUCGUCCGGUUUUGGUUCAUCAUCACGGCGCAUUGGUAAGGACUCGGUGAAAGGAUUUGAUUGCUGCUCUCUGACGCUACAGCCUUGCCACAACCCUGUUAUAACCAAAGAUGGAUAUUUGUUCGACAAGGAAGCUAUUCUUACCUACAUCAUUACAAAGAAAAAGGAAUUUGCCAGAAAAAUGAAGGAAUACGAACGACAACUGAAGCAGGAUGAGGAGGAACAAACGGAAAAGGUGAAUGCCGAAACUAAAAAGCAGGUAGAUCGCUUCAUUUCCACCGAGAAGAACAUCGUCAGCUCUAAGCCUACCAAUCAGUUAGAUGAGAUUCCCAGCACCAGCGGAGCAAUUUCAAACGUGUCCCUCGGCAAGCGCAAGGAACUGCCCAGCUUUUGGGUGCCUUCGCAGACUCCUGCGGCCAAGGUGGCACGCAUCGAGAAACCGGACAGCAAAAUUUACUGUCCCAUUUCCAACAAGCCAUUGAAGAUGAAAGACUUGAUUGAUGUGAAGUUUACCGAGGUGAAGGAUCCUUCUGAUAAGAAAUCCUUGAUUGCUAAGGAAAAUAGGUACAUGUGUGCUGUAACGCAUGAUAUCCUCAACAAUUCUGUUCCCUGUGCUGUUCUGAAAACCACAGGAGAUGUUGUUACUUUGGAAUGUGUGGAAAAGAUUAUCAAGAAAGAUAUGAUUCAUCCGCUGACCAAUGAGAAACUCAACGAAUCCGACAUCAUUACAUUGCAAAGGGGUGGAACUGGAUUUGCAACAACCAACGAUAACCUUCAGGCAAAAGAAGAGCGACCAGCAUUGCAAUGUUAAAGUAUAGCAUAAUUCAUUUUUCAUAUGAUAAUAAAUAAUGACACUAAAAA